Messenger RNA from Fopius arisanus, 867 nucleotides. Its product is annotated as histone H1. Gene Ontology annotation, molecular function: nucleosomal DNA binding; structural constituent of chromatin; double-stranded DNA binding. The transcript has a single exon. NCBI's taxonomy places the organism in Eukaryota, Metazoa, Arthropoda, Insecta, Hymenoptera, Braconidae. The record is from RefSeq and is a predicted model, not a curated record. Gene Ontology annotation, biological process: nucleosome assembly; negative regulation of DNA recombination; chromosome condensation. The coding region runs from base 40 to 696 and encodes 218 amino acids. Gene Ontology annotation, cellular component: nucleus; nucleosome.
UCAACCCACGAAGUCGAAGCAUUCUACAUCCAAUUGAAGAUGGCAGAUAAAACCGCAUCACCAGUUGCUGCAUCAACGGCAUCUCCAGCUCCUAAGGCUGAAGCUGUGAAGAAAGCAGCGAAGGCUAAAAAUCCAAAGCCUAAACCAACGCAUCCUAGUACGGCUGAUAUGGUCAAUACAGCUGUCAAAACUCUUGCUGAACGUAACGGAUCAUCUCUUCAGGCCAUCAAGAAGUACAUCGCUGCCAACUAUAAGAUUGACACCCAGAAACACGCACUCUUCAUCAAGAAGUACCUGAAGUCAGCAGUCACUGCUGGAACUUUGGUGCAAACUAAAGGAAAUGGUGCAUCUGGAUCGUUCAAGCUUGCUGCGAAGAAGACUGACGCUUCAAAGCCAAAGGCUAAACCCAAGGCUGCCAAGAAGGAGGGAUCGUCGACAAAGGUUGCUGUCAAGAAGCCUGUGAAGAAGACCGAAGCAGCAAAACCCAAGGCGAAGAAAGCAGCUUCUCCGAAGAAACCUGCUGUGAAGAAACCAGCUGCUAAACCCAAGGUGGUGAAGGCCGCAGCCAAGCCUAAAAGUCCGAAAGCUAAGAAAGCUACGAAAGUACCAACAGCUAAACCUAAGGCACCUAAACCGAAGAAGACUGUCUCGCCCAAGGCCAAAGCAACGACUAGGAAACCAGCGCAGAAGAAGUGAAUUGAAUGUACUAAUUCAAUUACACCGUGAUCAUAACCAAAAGGCCCUUUUCAGGGCCAAUAAUCAAUUUAAAACGUACAAAUCUCAAUUAUUUGCUAAAUUAAUUACUUAUUUUUAAAAUAGUCCAAAUUACUUUAUCUUAGUUCAUUUUCAUUUACAAUUAAAUAUUCU